CGCCCGAGUCACAUGACGCCAACGUGCCACAUUGACGGGUGCUCGCAGCCUGCAAUUGCCAACACGAUGCGGUGCCGCCACCAUCGCCACCGUGGGCGCUGCAUCGUCGACAACUGCAGCAACCAGGUGUACGCGCGCAACUUGUGCUGCCGCCACGGCGCCAAGAAACAGUGCCAGUUUGAAGGGUGCACGCUGCGGGCCCGCCUUGGCAACGUGUGCUACAAACACGGCGCCGACAAAAAACAGUGCAACGAACCGGGAUGCACACAACCUGCCCAAGCCCGUCACAAGUGUGUCAAGCAUGGCGGCGGUCGAAAAUGCAAAGCCACGGACUGCGUCGCCCACGCGCGGGCCGGAGGGUACUGCCAACGCCACCGCGCCGCCUUGGCACCGAAACCUAUCAAGCAAAACAUCAACAUGGGCGAGCUGUGGGGCGACCACCACCACCCUCGCCACGACUCGAUCGACUCGUCCGACGACGUAUCUGAAAUUGGCACGGUCUUGAAGCAAGACCAAGCGCUCAUGGUGCACCUCGACGGGUUUGACUUUUCCCUUGGCGCAGACGAGGUGGACAUGCCCGUCGAUCCGUUUCACAUUGAAGACAAGUCGAUGUUACACGACAUUCUGUGCAUCCUGGACCGCCUGUGACCAUUUCCCGUCGCCGUGAAUAGAUAGACCGUGUAGCCAACUCCGAAUGUGUUGUUGUAUUUGCCAAGAAACGUGUGGUGUGCUUAUGUACGUCUUGCCCUCC
Messenger RNA from Aphanomyces invadans, 751 nucleotides. RefSeq lists its product as hypothetical. Lineage: Eukaryota; Oomycota; Saprolegniomycetes; Saprolegniales; Verrucalvaceae. The record is from RefSeq and is a predicted model, not a curated record. The coding region runs from base 13 to 648 and encodes 211 amino acids. The transcript has a single exon.